Molecule: messenger RNA, 4420 nt
Organism: Pseudophryne corroboree (corroboree frog)
Lineage: Eukaryota; Metazoa; Chordata; Amphibia; Anura; Myobatrachidae
Product: oocyte zinc finger protein XlCOF7.1-like
Exons: 11
Coding region: 110-3604 (1164 amino acids)
Biological process (GO): regulation of transcription by RNA polymerase II
Cellular component (GO): nucleus
Molecular function (GO): DNA-binding transcription factor activity, RNA polymerase II-specific; RNA polymerase II cis-regulatory region sequence-specific DNA binding
Source: RefSeq, a predicted model, not a curated record
AACGCACAGGCCGGAAGAUGUGCUUUAUUAUUUUCGGAGUAACCACGUUAUACUGAAUUUCAUAUUAAGGCCGGUAUCCUGAGUACAUAAUCUGACUGAGUAACGGAGGAUGGAGAGGGACAGGAUUUGCAGGACAGAGAGGAUAUUAAAUCUUACCCUGGAGAUCAUCUACCUGCUGACUGGGGAGGAUUGUAUUGUUUUGCAAAAAUCUGGUCAGAGCAUUACACCCAGCAGCGAUCCCCGAGGACUGAACAGAACCCAGAGCCCCAUCACGGUGUCUCCACCUCACUCACUGACACAUGGGAGAGACCAUGAUCAGAAGAUUCUGGAACUCACCAACAAGAUCAUUCAGCUGCUGACUGGAGAGGUGACUGCUGGGAAUGGGACAUUCUACACUAACACCAGGGAGGAGUUGGAGUAUCUAGAAGGACCCAAGGGCCUGUAUAAAGAUAUAACAGUGAAGAAUGACCAGAUCUACAUAUCGCUGGAUUUAUCGGAGACCUUCAAUAAACCUGUACGGUACAAUGCUCCCAGUUCCCAUAUCAGGGAGGAACCAGUCUCAUGUGGUGGAGCAAAUCUCAAAUGCUCUGACAUGUAUACACCCACAGGUCAUACACAGUAUACAUCUACUUAUAGUAUGGAGGAACUGGUCUCAUGUGAUGGAGGUGACCACCCAAACACUGACAUGUAUACACCCACAGGUCAUACACAGUAUACAUCUACUCACAUUAAGGAGGAACCAGUCUCAUUUGAUGAAGGGGACCUCACACACACUGACAUGUAUACACCCACAUAUCAUACACCGUAUACAGCUACUCAUAUUAAGAAGGAACCAGUCUCAUGUGAUGGAGGAGACAUCACAGACACUGAUAAUUAUACACCCACAGGUCAUACACAACAUAUAUCUCAUAUUAAGGAGGAACCAGUCUCAUGUGAUGGAGGAGACCUCACACACCCUGACAGUUAUAGACCCACAGAUCAUCCACAGUAUACAUCUACUCACAGUAAGGAGGAUCUGGUCUCAUGUGAUGGAGGAGACCUCACACACACUGACUUGUAUACACCCACAGAUCAUUCACAACAUACAUCUCAUAUUAAGGAGGAAUGUGUCUUAUAUGAGGAAGAGAAACUUGCAGUUCAUCCAAAAUACAGAGAGAAUCUCAACACAAGCUCAACUUGUGUCAGUCAGCAGAUAAUUCACACAGAAGUGACACCAUUUUAUUCAUCGGGAAGUGGUGGGAAUUUUGGACAGUUUGAGGAUCGUGAUGAGAAUUCUCAAUGUAAUAUACGCAAGAGGUCAUUUUCAUGCUCUGAAUGUUGUAAAUUUUUCACAAAGAAAAUGGACCUUGUACGACAUCUGACCGUACACACAGGAGUAAAACAUUAUUUCUGUCCUGAAUGUGGAAAACAUUUUAGACAAAAGAAAGCUCUGGAACGACAUUCACAAACCCACAGGCAAGAGAAGCCAUUUUGUUGCACCGAAUGUGGCAAAUGUUUUAACAACAAAGCGUACCUUACCAUUCAUCUGAGAAGCCACACGGGAGAGAAGCCAUAUUUCUGUCCCGAAUGUGGAAAACGUUUUAGUCAAAGAUGCCGUCUUAAUGAGCAUUUGAACAGCCACACAGGGGAGCGACCAUUUCCGUGCUCUGUGUGUGGUAAAGGUUUUACACGGAAAUCUAACCUUGUUCAACACCAUAAAAUUCACACAGGAGAGAAGCCUUAUCAUUGCUCUGAGUGCGGGAGACGUUUCAGGCAUAGCACUGCUCUGAAGCGCCAUUUAAUGUCUCACACGGGUGAAAAGCCAUUUUCUUUUUCUUAUAUAGCGCAGCAAAUUCCAUUGCACUUUACAAUUGGAAAGCUUACAAUCUAUACAGAAAUAGCUGUUAUUUACUGCAUAAUGGUCCACCAGAUUGCAAAGGUUCUUGGUGGACUGUACGAUAUGGUCACACAGCAAAGUUGGUCUGAUGUCAGGACAAUGGGAAAACUUGGAGAUGGUCCAACGGCUGAGCUGAGAUUGUAUUCUAGUAGAUCGUCUGAUUCUAAACAAACCCAUUCUCAGUGUGAUGACACUCCUAGUGGCAUAAUAAAGACGUCGGAGACAAAUACUCUGGCACCUCACCAGAUGUCCUCUAGUUUGGAAAAACAAGCACGAAUCAAGUUGUACCCAAUGGAGGACUCCGCUGUCUCAGUAGUGGUGGAAGAGGACGUGGGUCAGGUUUCGGGAAGUAUCCUUAGACUGACUUUGGAGAUCAUCCACACAGUCACUGGAGGGGACUAUGUUAUUGUGAAGAAAUCGGGUGAUGAAAAUAUCUCAGCAGGAUUGAGCAGGACCCAGAGCCCCAUCACGGUGCCUCCACCUCACUCACUGAUACAUAAGAGACACCAUGAUGAAAAGAUCCUGGAACUCACCAACAAGAUCAUUCAGCUGCUGACUGGAGAGGUGGCUGUUGAUUUUUCUGAUGAGUGGAAACAUCUAGAUGGACAUGAUCAUCGCGAAAGUUCUCGAUGCCUUAAAUUACUGGGUUCCGGUAAGAGAAAUGCUUGCGGUAUCAAGCAAGAGCAGGAAGUUGACUACAAAAAGAGCCUAAACAGUUUUGUAAGAAAGGCCAAAGAUGUGGCAGUACAAACCCACUCUGAGUUUAAAGUGGAGUCCACAUCCGUUGAAAACAGGAUUCUCCCAGACACUUGUACCCCCGUUGAGCAGUCGCAGUACAUAACUACCCGUAUCAAAGAGGAACUGGUGUCCGAUGAGGAAGGAAACCUCACAGACACCUCCACGCCGACCGAUAACGCACAGAUAGAUUACAUUAUCACUUACAUUAAAGAAGAGGAUGAGUCAUGCGACGAGGAAAGCCUAACCGAUACCGACGUGUACACCCCUAGGGAGUAUGCCUCCAUCUGCAAGAGAGCAGGGGAGAAGAACAUGACUGUGAUGUACACCGGAACAGACAAGGCAGCCAGCAAGUCAGCUUCUACCUCUCACUGCCAGUUCCUAGAGGACACCAAACUGAUGCACAGCUUCGCCAAAUGCGAGAAGUGCUUCACCUGUAAUAAACACCAGAGGAUCCAAAUCAGGGAGAAGCCCUUUGCCUGCUCCACCUGUGGGAAGUUCUUCACCACCAACUCCAACCUCGUGACCCACCAGAGAAUUCACACCGGCGAGAAACCGUUCUCUUGCUCGGAGUGUGGAAAGUGCUUCACCAGCAGCUCGGACCUGGUCAAGCACAAGAUCAUUCACACCGGAGAGAAGCCGUUCCCUUGUUCCCUGUGUGGGAAAUGUUUUACCAACAAGUCCAAUCUUAUCAAACACCAGAGGAUCCACACGGGGGAGAGGCCAUAUUCCUGUCCGGAGUGCGGGAAGAGGUUCACCAGCACGUCCCACCUGGUCACGCACCGUAGAACUCACACAGGGGAGAAGCCCUAUCCUUGCCCUGUCUGCAGUAAGUUUUUUAGUAGUAAGUCUCACUUAGUCGAGCAUCAGAGGAUUCACACGGGAGAGAAGCCAUUUACUUGCAAGGAAUGUGGAAAGUGUUUUACGCAAAAGAGUAACCUGAAUAAUCAUUUUAGGAUUCACUCCAGAGAAAAAAAUGUUACUUAUCACUAGAUGCAGGGAUGUCUCCUUGAUGCAUGGAUAACCAAUGGCAAUCUUCACGAGUCCAGCUGUACAAUGUAGGCAUGGGAGCACGCUAGUAGAUCACACAUUUUUAUUCUUUCUUGCCUACCUCUGUUGCUCAAAUGUUUGGCAUUCAAAAUGGCUGCUUCAUCAAUGACUUGGAUAUCCAGAAAAUUUGCACCCUGGCACCUGAAGUUGAUUUCCAACUAGCUGGUUUGACAUUUACCCUCGAAUUUGAGCAGCCUAGAGUUGAGCGCCGCUUGGGUGGCUUGACCAUGACUCUUGAACAUCGGCGGCCAAGAGUUGAGUGCCAACUGGGUGGCUUGACAUUGACUCUCGAACUUGGGUGGCCUAGAGUUGAGUGCUGACCCUGUGGACUGAAUGGAGUAUUUGACUUGAGCCACUUGAAGUUGAGUGGCCCAAAAUUACCUCUGACUCAUUGAACCUGGGAGCUGUGCAGCCUUAAUAUAAGUUAAGGGUCUUAAGCUAUUUUAUAUAAUAUUUUAUUCAUUUUUCUGAGUUUUUAAUGAAGUCAGUAUAACUUUACACUAUAAGGGGAUAAAGGAAAACUGGCUCCUAUUAUAUUUAUUAAGGCUAUAGGGACACUAAAAAUUGUGAAGAGACUAUGUAACGAGAAAUCAGAUUUUCUUAAACUGUAAAUUGUAUAUAGCGGUCACUGUACAAUGCAAACAUACAGCAAAUGAUAUAAGCUGAACAUUCAAAUUUAGCUCAUAAACUGGUCUGUAGAAUCUAAAGUUCUGCAUUUUUUUCUAUGUUGUGUAAAACCUAUUGAAAUACCCACCAAAA